GGGGGCUCGUACAGGGCAAUCAAGGAGGCACAGCCCCCCGCACCCACAUAUAGGAUCAGUAUCCCCCUCUAGUUUAGGCAGGGCUGUGAGUCCUUGAUUGCCCUGUACGAGACUCCUUGCCUGAGCGCCCUGCAAGCCACGAGAGCGCGCAUUCACCGCGGUGUAACCAUCCACAGAGAGAGGCGGUGCCAACCGAAAAGGAAAACAGCAUCCAGCUUCGACCGCGCUUCUGCAAACUGCAAAGGCCCGUUCUACAAUGGCGCAGACGGACCGCGAGGCACUGGUUGCCCUGUAUAACGCGACCGGUGGGCGCACCUGGAAGCAAGAUGGAAACUGGAACACGGAUGCCGACCUCUCGCAAUGGCACGGAAUCAAAACCAACGACCAGGGCCGUGUUGUGGCGCUAAGUCUGAACUCCAACUACCUCCAAGGCCCCAUCCCGCCGGAGCUCGGGAACCUCGCAGCGCUGCAGCACCUCAACCUUGGUGCAAGGGUGCUCAGCUGGAUGGUUUGCUUACUUUGUUUCGCAAGCUGGAGCGAAACCUGUCACUUGAGGGCAACCCUUGGAAAGAGCCUCCGGAAGCAGUGGUGAAGACGGGCAUGGCGGCAGCAUCGGCGUACUUCGCCGACCUGUUCGAAGAAGGCGUCAGUGUUCGUCGGAACAUGAUCAAGGUCGUGCUUGUAGGACAAGAAGGCGCCGGAAAAACCAGGUCCGCCUAUUCGCAAGCGCUGUANUACCUCGGCAACAACGAGCUAGAUGGCCCCAUCCCAUCGGAGUUGGGGAACCUUUCCGCACUGAAGGAGGUCUCCCUUCGGUCCAACCAGCUGAGCGGCCACAUCCCGCCGCAGCUAGGAGAUCUUGGCGCCCUCGAGGCCCUCAACCUCGCCUUCAACGAGCUAGAUGGCCACAUCCCGCCGCAGCUAGGAGAUCUUGGCGCCCUCGAGGCCCUCAACCUCGCCUUCAACGAGCUAGAUGGCCACAUCCCGCCGCAGCUAGGAGAUCUUGGCGCCCUCGAGGCCCUCAACCUCGCCUUCAACGAGCUAGAUGGCCACAUCCCGCCGCAGCUAGGAGAUCUUGGCGCCCUCGAGGCCCUCAACCUCGCCUUCAACGAGCUAGAUGGCUCCAUCCCGAAGGAGCUGGGAGAUCUCCGAGAGCUGCGGGCGCUGGUGCUCGACCACAACCGGCUCACAGGCCCCAUCCCGCCGGAGCUAGGGAACCUCGCAGCGCUGCAAUACCUCUACCUUGAAGAAAACAAGCUAAGCGCGUUCUGGGACCACAGCAGCGACGUUGCACGUGACGAGGAGCUACAGCAAGGGUGCUCAGCCGGCGGAUCCAUACCGAAACAGCUGGAUGGUUUGCUUACUUUGUUUCGCAAGCUGGAGCGAAACCUGUCACUUGAGGGCAACCCUUGGAAAGAGCCUCCGGAAGCAGUGGUGAAGACGGGCAUGGCGGCAGCAUCGGCGUACUUCGCCGACCUGUUCGAAGAAGGCGUCAGUGUUCGUCGGAACAUGAUCAAGGUCGUGCUUGUAGGACAAGAAGGCGCCGGAAAAACCAGCUUACGCCAGAGCAUACGGAGUCGUAAACCGACUCCUACCAGUGGGCCUGCGGAGAGCACCGUGCAAAUCGACGUGGAGGAGAUAGAGAUGGAUGACGGCGUCUCUCUUCGCAUUUAUGAUUGCGCCGGGCAGGUUGCCUACACAGGGCUGCUGCAGAUGUUCCUCUCGCCUCGAGCUGUUACUCUUCUCGUGUGUAACACCGAGGCGUUCGGAGAGCGAGGUGGCUACCCGGCCGGCGGGAACCCGCUGAAUGAGGAUCUUUACAAACUUCAAGAGCUACGCGUGUGCAGUUGGUUACGAUCAUUGUCGUUUCGUAUUCCCGAUAGCGACGUUGUCGCUGUCGCAACCAAGUGCGACCGCGCAGCUGGGAUGGCCGUUGUGAUGGCCGAGAGGAUGGAGCUAGCUAUCCGGAAGUGGCUACGAGAAUGGUCUCGUUCUCAAAUGACCGCUGUUCGUGUGGAGGAUGGCGUGAGUCUUACCAGCUGCGUUCCUUCGGCACCACAAGAGCGCGAUGGUAUUGCUUUGGGGAAGAGGAAGAGCCCCGAGGAUUCGAUGUGGGCAUGCGACUGGCGCCAGGACACCCCCGGCGAGCCUCUUCCGAGUUUGCUGCACCGAGUCAUCUACAACAGCAAGGGCCAUAUUCGCGGAGCGGCGUUGGUUCUUCCUCGGAGCUGGAACAUCGCCCUCGUCGUGCUCGAUGCUCUGGGAAACGGCAGGCAAGGAUCCCGUAGAUUCGGUGCGCGAGAUGGACGUCGAGGCGGACGGGCGACCGGCACGCGACGAGGGGAUUGCCGCGAGAUCGACCCAGCAGCACGAUGGAAUAGAGGGUAUAACAUGGGCAGACCUAUCCGCGAAAUGGAAAGGCGUCGUUCAAGCUCUGAAGGAAGACGGAGUAACAGUCAUGAACCCCGACCACGCCUUGGAAGGGGCGCUCUCAAUCAGGCACAGUACGAGGGGUCCCUCGUUCGGCACGAGACGUACGUUUUCCUUGACGUAACGUGGCUGGCCAAGAUCCUCAAGCCGCUUCUGAACCACAGAGAAGACGAAGAUUUUUUUGGCAGCUUGUCUCUGGGCGACACGGGCAUCACGCUGGACGGGCAUAAGGACAAGGUUUCUUGGCAGAGAUUCAAGCAGACCGGUGUUCUCAAACCAGAGUUGGCGGGACUUUUGUGGCCUGGCGAUCUAUGCGACUACGUUCUUCGUACGCUUGAGUCGCUAGGGCUCGCACACCAACUCGACGACCGUUUCGCCGGGGGGCUGGUGGUCCUGCUCAGACUUGGUAAGGAACGCCCCGCAAGUGUGGGCAAGGAGCUAGACGACUUUCGCCGUGACCACGAAGCCAUUUUUAGCGUUACCUGGAAGAUCUCCAUGGGCGUGCCGCCGGGAGCAGUUGAGAAGGUGCUGACGCGGUGCUGCAGUAUCGGGGAGCUCCGGACAUUUUGGCGCUUCGGCGUGCUUGUGCAAGGCAACAUGGGCGGGGUUACCGCAGGGAAGACCUUCGCUAUGUUGGUCGAGUACUCGCACAAGGGGAGUGAGAUCGACAUUAAGGUGUACGGCAACAUCGCUACCACCGCUCCCUGGGCGGCGCUUUCUCUCGGGAUUUCGGCGGUUCGGGUGAUGUGCUCCGCAUUUCCGGGGCUGCGGUGGUGCGCCUCCCUCAAAUGCCCCGAACACAAACAAGACAUGCCCAUCAGCAACACGGCAACCCGACCCGGCGACAAGCUGUUGCUAGAGCAUGGUUGUACCCUGUGCAGCUCCGAGACAGGUGGCGUUGGCGCGGCGGCCACGGAACUGCUACAGAUGGUGGACGUACUCCAGAAUAGAGACAAGAUGUUCCGCGAGGUGCAUGGGAGGUUUGUCGACUUGCAACGGCAGUACCCCGUGCUUCGCCCAGAGAAGUCACGGGAGUUCAACUCGGAGCAGGCCCGGCGUCGAUUUGAAACAUGGUUGACCGGGAUGAGAGAAGAGGCGGCAGGUUUGCUUCGUGGCGGGGGGGAUGUUGGGGAAAGCACCAAGGCGGGAGAACGGGGUGAUAUCAGUGGUGUUUCAGACGACGUGGCGAAGCUCCCGCAGUUGGUUGGGCACCUGCAGCAUCAGCUGGAACAAAACCAGAAGGAUGUGCGAGGGUGGCUUGGAGAGGUUUUGGAGGCAAUAGUCGAUGCAGACGCUGGGGCGAUGAAGCAGCGGGAAUUCUUGGUAGCCAUGUUGAUGAAGGUGAGAAGUGAAGGGAUCGACACACCUCGACAGGCAUGCGUCCUCCCUGAAUGGAAUUUCGCCCAGUCACACGGGCUAUCCGAGCACGAGCAAACACCGGAGGUGUGGGUGAAGCGGCUUCACGAGUGGCGGGAGGACGACUUCAAACAGGGCAAAGGGGUUUUCUGGAAGAAAAAACGCCUCUUCCUGCUGUGCGCCCACACACAUCGGCUUGUCCCAUGCGGGCCCAAAGGUCAAGGCUACGACAUCCAGCAGCUCCGCACUUGGGCGCGCAAGUCGAUUAGUGCGACGGCAUUUGCUCUGCAGGUGGUGUGCUCCACGUUGGCGGCGAUGGCAGCGGCACCUCUGGCAGCGGCACCCGUGGCAACGGCCGGUGGUGUCGUUGAGGCAACUGUUUCAGAGGCUUUGGGGAGUUUGCAGUCGAAGCUGGAAGGGCUGACUCUUGAAGACGACAAGUUGAACGUAGACCACCAGACGGCUAAUCUUGAAGGGAACGCUUACGCUUCUCUGCGGGAGUUCAUCCACGGGGUGGAGGACGACGCUCGUGUUGAGAUCUUCAAGGCGACGAAGAAGGCCCACAAAGAGCGCCGUGCCCCUCCAAGUUCAUCGGAGUUCGUAUUUUUUUCGCAGAAGAUGACCCAGGUGCAGAGGCAUGACGGUGACGCCGCUGUGCAGUGGGUGCUGAAGGGGCAAGAAGAUGCGUGGCGCAAAGAAAAGAUGUCGGCCCCGAAGGCAUAGGUGUGGGGGAAGAGUAUAGAACGGAGAAUUGCGCGAAUGCAGCGGACAUGGGGUCAACCCGGGUGAUCCAUGGGAAAAAUGUCCGCCGGCGUAAAGCGAAUUUAACUCAUGGAUGCCAGUUGAUAAACAGUGUGCAAAACCCACGCUCAUGUUCCGUUCGGUUUUGCCCCCCUUUGAGCUUUAUUGCGUGUCUCUGUUUCGCGCUACAGAAGUCAUGUUCUGGGAUGGGUCUUGGGGGCGUUCGGCUUUGCAUGUUUUAAUGAGAUUUCGGUAUCUUGAAUAUUGCCACUGUUUCUUCAUGAAACCAGCCCAGUCAGAUCUCAGAACGCCGGCUAAAGCAAGCAGUAUCAUCGAUGGCAUUCCGCGAGGAUAACUUCCGGUGGUGCCUACGUGCGGAUCUUGUUUUGGCCUCGUUUUGUAAGGGGUACCCGCCGGAUCGAGCUGUCCAAAGUGAACUUAGCGCGCUUGGUCACCGGCGAACAAAGGCUGCAGUCGACUGCUUCGCCGGCUACAAUCGACGUGCCCGACCAGCAAGCAAGGCGCCGCAUCCUGUCAACUCACUCUAAGAUUCUCCGACUGAAAGAAGUGGGCUUGAAUCCAGGGGCAUUUGUCGUGCGCGGCACAUGGAUCGAUACAUGGUUAGGCCUCAGUAGCAGCUGUACCAUUUUGAACUUCAGCUUCAGCGUGCACUUUAAGACCUAGUGCGAGAAAAGGCAGCUACGACCGCCUCUAACAUGCCAAAACGCUGCGUUGACGCCAUGCUCCAGCACUCGCCCUGAAGGCACUCUGAAUCGUAGUUGCUGACCGCGACUGUUUCCUAUCCCCGUACUUCACGUACACUCUCUCCAUCGCUCUGGCUAUGAACUUGGGGAUAUAAUCGCACGCGCUCUCGUAGUCGCGCAAAAAUCCCACCUUGAUCAUGUUAAACGCUGUACCAGCUCGCAUGCAUUCUGUCAUAUAAUUUUGGAGGCACACCUUCAUCUGCCCGACGACCGUAGUCAGACGUGACGAUCCUUGUCGUCGUCGCCGACGUACUCUAUGCAGGUGUACGGCGAAAAUAAUCCUGCUUGGAUGCCAGAAGGCUCAGUGAACAUCGGGUUACGCCGGCUCUGGCUCUAGCUCAUGUAGAGUUGAUUGAAGGUUCACCAUAUCUGCUUUUUGGGGGGGCAGGGAUGCUGCGUGGUUGCUGCAAACAAAAUGAAAUUCUCACGAGCUUGAUCGCGCCAAGUCGACCACACGCUGCCCCGUUUUUUGAUAACUUGGUUGCCGCUGGGCCGCCGGUGGAUCGUAUUUGUUUCCAACAAUAACAAGAGUCACCGAAGAUAUAGAUAGCCCCCCCCUCCUUCUCUGGUGAUGGUGGGUGUGCUCAUCAGUGCCCAGACCACUGGGUGGGCCGGUGCAGGCAGAUAUUGGGACAGUUUUCUUUUAUCUUACACUACGGGUACCAAAACGAGCGCCACAGCCUCAAACUCUGACUUCUUCGGCGAGGCGGUCAUGUGUGCCAGCGCUCCCGAGCGUGAAGAAAAAAAAGUUGCCUACGAGAAGCGCCCGUGUCAUCUGAACAGGCAAAAUACCGAGGUUUUUCCCUAACUUGAAGCAGGUAGUGUUGAGGGAUAUCUUACGAAGGGCAGGGGUGGUCGACGCCAAGUUUAACAUGAGAGAAAUGGUGUGAGUGCGCGCUUUCGGACCUCUUGUGCCACAUGUGUCCGAAAUGUUGUGAGAUCGGGGGCACUAUGAAAACAAAGCUCGUACCAUAUAUAUCUUUCUCCAUACACGGCUCCCCCUCCGAGCAAAAGCACCUCCCAUCAGCAGCAUUCCGUGCGAAAGCUCAACGAGGUGCACAUACACCGAGGCGAAACCCACCGUGACAGAGGAGCUACACAAGGAGGCCGGUAGCGUGGAAGCAACAAGAACCGUCAGGGUCCAGCUGCACCCCGAGUACUGCCAAGGUCCACUCCUGCGAUGGCAUCGACGGACCGUGCCGCAUUGGUUGCUCUAUACAAGGCGACCGACGGAGAUAAUUGGAAGUACAACACAAACUGGAAUACUCAUGCACCGCUAGGGCAAUGGUACGGAGUCGGAGUCAACGGCCAGGGCCGCGUGGUGGAGUUGAAGCUGGGCGGCAACAACCUUAAAGGCCACAAC
Ectocarpus sp. CCAP 1310/34 is the source of this 6654-nucleotide messenger RNA. Lineage: Eukaryota; Phaeophyceae; Ectocarpales; Ectocarpaceae. The record is from the annotation of a GenBank genome assembly.